AUGCAAGCACUGGCCAAUUUCACUUCCGUGCAUGUCCCAAAAGGACGCAAUUGCUUGGAAGGCGCGUGUUGUCCAUGUCGUGAUCGUGCGGGCAGGCCUGUGGUGGCGGUUCUGGGUGCAAAUGGGCGGACAGGUUCCUUGGUGGUCGAGGCUUUACUCCGCGAUGGUUUGGCCGUACCUCGGGCUUUGACACGAAAUGGCACUUGGACCAUGCUGGACAAGGUCUCCGGCGAAGAUGCAAGCAGGGUUCAGCUUGGCAAGGCGGAUGUCGCAGAUCCAUCUUCGUUGGGCGCAGCAUUGGCCGGAGUUUCAGCGGUAGUGUUUGCUGCGGCCUAUGCGCGGGGGAAAACACAGCCAAAGGACGUCGACAACGAAGGUCUCGUGAACUGCGCGAAGGUGGUCGUCCAAGAAGGGAUUGAUCGGUUAAUUGUGGUCAGCAGUGGGUCGGUGACCAGACCGUAUGCUCCUGUUGGCAUCCUUUUAAACACGAUUGGGUCGGGGGUCCUCAACGAGAAGCUGCAGGGCGAGAAUCGGAUGAAGGAGAUUCUGCAAGGAAGCUCGUCAUCGUACACGAUUGUGAGACCUGGCGGAUUGACAACAGACCCUGCGGAUGGUUUUCUGGAGUUGCAGUUUAAUCAAGGCGACACAUAUGUGGGAAAUGUGGCGCGGGCGGAUGUGGCCGCGGUGUGUGCAGUGGCCGCCACAGAUCCUUUGAACAGUGGAGCUGGCAAAACAUUUGAGAUGUUCAAGGCGCGCACUAGAAAUCCGCUGCUCCCAUGGUACCGCGGCAGAACGAGGUACAUGGUUGGUGGCCUCCGUGACUGUGGAGCCAUGCUUGCAAGGCUCAGGCCCGACAAAGAAGUCUACGACGUGCCUGGAAUGUUGCCCCUUUCACUUGAUGACUUUAAGCUAGGCCUGCCACAGAAAUGA
Symbiodinium pilosum is the source of this 930-nucleotide messenger RNA. NCBI's taxonomy places the organism in Eukaryota, Dinophyceae, Suessiales, Symbiodiniaceae. The record is from the annotation of a GenBank genome assembly.